Messenger RNA from Paramecium tetraurelia, 270 nucleotides. RefSeq lists its product as uncharacterized. Lineage: Eukaryota; Ciliophora; Oligohymenophorea; Peniculida; Parameciidae. The transcript has a single exon. The record is from RefSeq and is a predicted model, not a curated record.
AUGUUUGGUUUUGGAUAGUCCAUUUUUGGUUUUGGAAGACGUAGUAAUAAAUUUAAUAAAACUAAAACUACAUACUCCAGAUAUUCUAGUUUAAAAUUAAUAAAGUUCAAUUGCCUUUAAAUUUAAAUAUCACUUGUCCUAUGCUUUUAUUGGCAUCAAAGCAAGACAGUCUCAUUCCUUAAUAUCAUAUUGAUACAAUUUUUAAGGGAUAUUAAGAACAUAAGAGGUAUUUGUUAUGUAAUGCAAUCAUAAUCAACAAAGAUCAAGUGA